ACAGUAAAAAGAAGCCAGGAAGAACAACGUGUUACGUUAGCAUAAACAGCUAGUUCGGAGGUGUGUGUGUAUGUGUGUGUGUAUAUGUUAUAAGCUCCGAGGUUGUGCAGCUGUAUCAUCCCACAAGCGACCCUCUCCCCGGCGACCGGGCCGCUUUAGGUCACCUGAUACAGUGACGCUGUAGCCCCACUGCCAGUUCUGUGAUCCAAGAAAAUAAUGUGCUGCAGCUGAAGAUGGGUGGCAGCGGCUCCAGAUCCAAAGGAUUUUGGCCUUUUUCUGGCCCAGUUAGUGUGGAAGAACCAACCAAAGAUGGAGAUGAGCAGCCCCUGGCCAGAGUUCGAAGUUUCCGAGGCGCAACGCCUUUUGUGUUUACUAGACGAAGCUCAUUGUUCUUUGAUGAAGACGGCGACUUGGCCCACGAGUUCUAUGAAGAAACAAUUGUGACAAAAAAUGGACGAAAAAGGGCCAAACUGAAAAGGAUCCAAAAAAAUCUAACAGCUCAGGGAAUUAUAAAGCUGGACCACCCAUGCAUCCAUGUAGAUUUCCCAGUUGUCCUCUGUGAAGCAUGACAAUGUCUGAGGAUUGUCUCAGACGAGCCACUGUGUCAACUCCGUCCCGUGGUUUUCCCCUCAGCUGGAAGCCUGAACCACCUUUUAAAAAACACCUGAUCUCCUGAUAUAUUUGAUGCUCUUAUGUGGACAGGCAGAUGCAAUGUUGCUGAGCCUCUGCAUGUGAUCUUUUGGCUUGUGUUCAGACACAGAAUAGGUCACCGGUGGGGACAUGGAAGGGUGCCAAGUUGGCAAAACCAGCUCAGUUUACAGAUCAUGGUUUGUGUGCAUGUGUGUGUGAAUGUGUGUGCAGACGCAGGUAAUCGUGACAGUCCUGGAGUUGUUGCUGCAGAUUGUUUUCUGGUAUGAUUCACUGAACUCUAGGAGUUCAAGGAGAAUGUAACCAGUUCUCUCUCCUGUCACAGUAUAUAUAGAGCAGGAACCUUUAGCUGCACACUUUAGUUUAUUGACACCCUCAUGAUUUAUCAUGCAUGGAACAGGAUCAGCUUAUCGGUAACAUCCGAGGGAGUUGACAAUCAGCUGCCCAAGAAAUCUGAAGUGGAUUAACGUCAUGGAUGGACUGGCUUCAGUGACCUCCGAGCCUCACAUGUACACAGUAACAGCAGCAAGAGAUCCUGUUGUUUUCUUUGCUGCUUCCGCAUAUUAUGUUUCACUUUUAAUUUAUUAUAACUUUUUUAAUUACAAUUUAAAAUGGUGAACUGUGUCAUGGUCCCUUUUUUUUAAUAUCCAUACAUUAUCACUGAACAGCAGUAGAGUGCAAUUAGUUGCAAAUCAUCAAGAUCAAGGGGGGGGUCAAAUCUAAGGAUGUACUUUACACACUAAUGGCGUAUAAUGACUUUAUUUGUACCGGUGCAGAUUAUAGUUACUACACACGUCUGGCUGUAAAUGCCUCAGGACACAAAGGCCGUGGGAAUUUUUCAAGGGAAUUAGAGCAUUAUAAGCAGCCAGCAGAGAGUUAACAUACCACAACUGAAACAAGUACAAAUUCAAUUGGCAGAUUUCAGCAAUUAUACACACUUGUUUGACAAAUUUGUCAGGGGUCUCAUCUACCAUAUACAUAUAGUGCAUCAAUACCAGUCAUCAUUUGACUAAAGCCUCUUCCUUGUAUCGAAGGAUUUAGGCGUGAAAGAUAAAGAAACUAGUGAGUUACCUUUAGACGACUGGAGACAACUAUUUGUAAAAUAGAAUCCUAUUUUACUGUAUAAUAAUUAUGUAAAAUAAUUGUAUUUAUUUAAUCACAUCAGGACUAUUAAAAUACUUUUAGUCUGUAAUGAGUGUGAGGAAACCCAUUCAUCAGAAUUUAAAUGUGGUUAGUCUUUGUAUCAGAAUUAUUUAAUAUGGCUACAAGAGUCUUUUGUAAUGGCAGAUAAUUCUGCUUUUUGUCAGACGUUGUAAACACUAAAAUUAACUGACGGGGACGCCAAUGUUGUGGAAAUAAUGCUCCCGACCUCCACCUGCGAUGACAUUAGCCACCUGCAGAGGAAAUUUCUAAGGCGAAACACUAAUUGGCAAUGUGUGUGUAUUUGUGUGUGCUAAUGAAGAAUGGAUGAUGUCGAGAGAAGUGAAGGCCAUCAAUUUCCCUGUCUCCAUGAGAAAGUGGUUUCUGCAAAGCCGUCUCUGAUAUUGUUCUCCUCAGAGGAUAAACAGGACUGUGCCAAAAUCCACUCCACUUUAUUGCUUCCAUGAAAUUAAUUUACUCUGCACAAGUCCUCUGGCUGAAUUCUUCUAUCAGUUGUGUCUGAGGGAGACAUGGCAUUACAAUUACUUUUUGUUGUUUACUUUCACAAAACUGUAAUAUUAUGCAAGGCCAUGAGGUGAAUUGUGGCAUUAGGGUCAAAUUAAAAGAUCUGACUCAGCAAACUGCCCAUGGUUUGGCUUUUCUGACUAAAGUCUGGGCAGGUUUUGAGAUGCUCACAAAGACCACGGUAAUCUUUUAGCUUACUAGCAAGAAUGUGUUUAUUAUUUUUAAAUUCUUUGUAGGAACCUGCCAUGCUUAAACAACAGCAGUGAACUCAAGAGGAACUGUUGAUUUACCAACAUAGUCUUCAGGAGAGAAAUCCACAGGUCAGGAGGUGUAACUGCAUAUUUGAGGUUACAAAUUAAUCAUGGUGUAAUUUAAGAAAUGGUUUUAAAAUAUAUGAUUUGUCAAUAAAAGUAAUUAAAUGUG
This is a messenger RNA of Pleuronectes platessa (European plaice), 2736 nucleotides long. It is a transcript of the gene tusc2b, whose product is annotated as tumor suppressor 2, mitochondrial calcium regulator b. The record is from RefSeq and is a predicted model, not a curated record. Gene Ontology annotation, biological process: inflammatory response; regulation of mitochondrial membrane potential. Lineage: Eukaryota; Metazoa; Chordata; Actinopteri; Pleuronectiformes; Pleuronectidae. The transcript has 4 exons. Gene Ontology annotation, cellular component: mitochondrion. The coding region runs from base 234 to 569 and encodes 111 amino acids.